Williopsis jadinii is the source of this 1340-nucleotide messenger RNA. RefSeq lists its product as uncharacterized. NCBI's taxonomy places the organism in Eukaryota, Fungi, Ascomycota, Saccharomycetes, Phaffomycetales, Wickerhamomycetaceae. The transcript has a single exon. The record is from RefSeq and is a predicted model, not a curated record. The annotation marks the transcript as partial.
AGACAUCAAGUAUAAUCAAGAUGGAUCAACAUCUGCCUAAUGGGAGUUUCUAUGGUGUUCGGCCAUAUGGAGUGAUGGUCGGAAGUUCUGGGUCUGAAUUCUCAAGCUCAGAGUGUAACGGUGAGUCCAUAGCCGGUCCAGAGACUUCAUCACCAAGAGACGCGUUACCUGUUUUGCAUCAAGCUGUCACUACUCCUCCAAGGAUUGGGCAUAUUGAUAUGACAUCACAGAGUACUUCAGACCAAGCAGAUACCUCGAUCACUAAUAGUGAUAGAAAACUGGACCCCAAACUUACGAGGGAAGAACAAAAAGAGGCCGUGCAAGAACUGUUGAAUAUCCAUAUUGACUUUCUCGUCGGUAAUGAACGAUCUGAAGCAUGGGAAACAGUUAGGAGGGCUACCGGAAUAUCAGUUGCCAAGCUUAAGAAAUUGAAGAAUCAAGCUUACGACAGAGGUGAGAGAAUUCAUAAGAGAAUUCAGACUGCUAAACGCACAAAAACAGGUUCAACGACAGCUACCGUGUGUGAUGAUGAUGAGUUUUAUCUCCAGUUUUACUACGAUUGUCGUAUUUCAAGCAUAGCCAGCAAGCAUAAGGCUCAACUUCUCAAAAUUUUGAGUCAAUGCCGCAACGAUGAAUUUCACUUGUAUCAUACUAAAAGAAAUCAAUACAUGAGAGAACAGGUGAUCGAAAGCCUUUCUGAAUUGAACGUUCUACCAGAGUUAGACGUAGAUGUUGUUCUUUUCAGAGUUUUGAGCAAACUCUUUGACUGUGAUGAUAUCGGCUUGAAUGGUGACAGGGAGUUGAAACGACUUCUGGAGGAAAAGAGAAAGAAGUAUAAGAAGACUGUCUUUGAACCUCUCUACAAACAGAAAAAGCAUCAACUUAAAAAGGCAAUAAUGAUGCGUGAGAAUGCAAUCAAGGAGAAAAAAGAAUAUAAAGCUACUCUUGUCAAAGCCAUCAAUGAAAAUCUUGCCUUUAUGUCUAACACAAAAUUAAGAGAUAGCAUCAUUGAAACUAUGCGUCUGAUUGCCGAACAAGAAGCAAAGGCUGAAAGUCUGAAGAAAAGUGUGAUGAAAACAUUAGAGUCACAGGAAGAUAUAGAUUCUUUUGAAGAGUUUGUAUCUGAAGAAUCUGAUAUCCCAGCUGAUUAGUUUGACGAUGACGAAUCAGAGAACCAUGGUUCUGAGGGGAAUGUGUCUAGUGAGAGUUCUACAGAGGAGGACUGAAUCAAUACAGAAGGACAUUGCUAGACCACAACUUUUUUUGUAUCUGUUUAAAUAUAUAUCUUUAGUAUUUUAGUAUUCGUUAUUGGUCAUAAAAAACACCUUGAAUGUUUCAAC